Molecule: messenger RNA, 1978 nt
Organism: Morus notabilis
Lineage: Eukaryota; Viridiplantae; Streptophyta; Magnoliopsida; Rosales; Moraceae
Product: protein TRIGALACTOSYLDIACYLGLYCEROL 4, chloroplastic
Exons: 5
Coding region: 98-1459 (453 amino acids)
Biological process (GO): acylglycerol transport; ER to chloroplast lipid transport
Cellular component (GO): chloroplast envelope
Molecular function (GO): phosphatidic acid binding
Source: RefSeq, a predicted model, not a curated record
UUCAAAGUCCCAAAAGUGAAGAGAAGAGAAGAGAAAAUAGAUACAGAAGAGAACAAAGAGAGAUAAGGAACAAGCCAAAACACCAAAAACAAAAACCAUGGCGAGACUGAGGACGGCCAUGGAUUCGGCGUUCUGGGACUUGGACUUGGCGACGCCUCGAGUCCUUGACGGCAACGCGAAGGCCAUUCCCGGUGAGCCCUUCCCCAUGGACGGAGCUCGAGCCAGCCGAGCCCUGAGAAUACAGCAAGUCUCGCUCUUGGGAAAUGGCUUUCCUCUUGGCAUUAUCCCUUCUCUCUCUCCUACUUCUUCCAAGGAUUUGGGCUCCUUUUCUCUCCAGUCCCUCUUGCUCAAACCCUCCACUUCCAACUGGUGGCUUGGAUUAAUCGGGCAGUUCCGACCGAAGAAACUGAUUUCUUCGAUUAAAGCUGAAUUUAAGAGUGACGAGGCAGAGUUUCCUUCUUUCAAAGAUGUGGCUAAGCAUAUUUUGGAUAAGUCACUUUAUUCAUUUGGGCUAACCACACAGCUUUCCCCGACUCCAUCAACAUCCAUUAAAUGGAGCACGGAAGGGCAUGGCGAGAAAAAGGGACGGCGGCACAAAAUGAUGCUUUUUCAUAAGCUACCCUAUCACGAUAUCACAUUCGAGGCUGCGUGGCCUCAACUGUUCGUUGACCAUAAAGGGCAAUAUUGGGAUGUGCCAGAGUCAAUUUCCUUGGAUCUCUUAUCCCUUGUUUCUGAAUCUGGAUUGCGGUAUCGCCUUGGUUUGCAUAAAAGUAGUGAUCAUCCUCUUGCAGUUAAUGCCACAAGUCAUGAUCCACCUGCUGCUCUAUUGCCUGGCUUAUGCGCAAAGGCUGCCUUUUCUUACGAGAAAAGCAUGGACUUCUGGAGGCAGAGAGAGAAACGGGAGGACAUAAUAGAGAGGACUGAUAGGGGUUUGUUUUGGAGGCCUUCGUAUGAUGUGCGUCUUAAUGAACCUCAUUCUGCAAUAUCUGGAAUUAUUGGUGGUACCUGCGCUGCCUGGUUCGGAGACAGGCAGAAGAGAAGCCCACUAAGUGCUGAUUUAUUUGGCUCAGUUUGCUAUACUUUCCAGCAUGGAUGUUUCAGAAAGUUCUAUGGCGAUCUUACCAGGGUCGACGCUCGCUUGGAUAUUUGUUCAGCUUCAGCUAUUGCCAAAAGGGUUCUCAACAGUUUCAAAAGUUCCUCUUCUGAUAAUACUGAAGAUCCAGCUUCCCAUCCUAGACUCAAUCUGAUCUUUCAGCAGCAGGUUGCGGGGCCCAUAGCUGUUCGACUAGAUUCGAGGAUUUUGCUUGACUCGUCAUCCGACAAGCGUGGGCCGCAUGUGGAGGAUUUCAUAUGCAGCUUAACUUACUCCUUCAGACUUCUAGAAUCAGGAAAAGCGGUUUUCUGGUAUUCUCCAAAAAGAAAAGAGGGAAUGGUUGAACUACGCCUGUUUGAGUUUUGACCCCCAUUUUUUCCAUAUGAAAAAGAAAUUUUUUUUGUUGAAACCGUAGGCUUUUUGAAGGGAAAUAGACUUUAGAGAGUGCAAGAAGCUUUCAUCUGUUAUUAGUUUUGCAUUUUUUUGUGAAUGAAUUUUCUUCGUUAAGAUGAGGCAACUCGUUUUGUCUGUCAAACGACAUAACUCACAAGGGGAAAAAGGGUAAGGACGUUUUUCUAAUUGUCGUUUGCCUAACGAAGUGUUGCUUUGUUAGCGAACUGGUGGACAACAUUGACCCUCACCAAUUGAAAGUUAUUGGUCUCGAGUCCCCAAGACACCAUCUAUGACGAGCUUAAACGAAGGAAAGGGGGAGAAAAAACGAAGAGUGAAUUACAAAGGCAAAAAUAUUCUCCGCGUUUAGUGAUUUGAAUUUUCAUUCCAUGUUUUUCGAAAAGACUAUUUGCUGUUGCAGAUGCAAAGUCGCUUACCAUUUAAAAACCCUUUGUCAGCAUAUCGUCUUUUGAACUCAUAGAUAUUUUUUGGAAC